GGAAGGAGAGCUCAGGAAGAUUACGGCAGGGUUCAGCGUCCUGGAAAUCCGUCGCCAAACUUUACCGUCGGAUGUGAUUUUGGGCACACAUUUGCGGAAUAUACUGGCCCAAGGUGGAACGAGUGUGGCGAGAUGGAGGAUGGGAAACCGGUGUGGGCACCCCACCCUACAGACGGGUUCCAGCUGGGCACCAUCGUGGACAUCGGAGCGGACAGUCUGACUAUUGAGCCCCUCAAGGAGAGAGGCAAGACUUUCCUUGCUCCCGUCAACCAGGUGUUCCCUGCCGAGGAUGACGUCAACAAACACGUGGAAGACAACUGCUCGUUGAUGUACUUGAAUGAAGCCACUUUACUAAACAAUGUCCGCGUGCGCUACAGCAAAGACAAAAUUUACACGUAUGUGGCCAACAUCCUGAUUGCUGUGAACCCUUACUACGACAUCCCUAAGCUCUACUCCCUGGACACCAUCCAGCAGUACCAGGGCCGCUCUCUGGGCACCCUGCCCCCGCACGUCUAUGCCCUCGCUGAUAAAGCCUUUCGUGACAUGAAGGUCCUGAAGAUGAGUCAGUCCAUUAUUGUCUCUGGAGAAUCAGGGGCAGGGAAGACCGAAAACACCAAGUUUGUACUCAGGUAUUUAACCACCUCUUAUGGUACAGGUCAGGACAUUGAUGAGAGGAUAGUGGAAGCUAACCCGUUGCUGGAGGCCUUCGGUAAUGCCAAGACGGUCCGUAACAACAACAGCAGCCGCUUUGGCAAGUUUGUGGAGAUCCACUUCAACAGCAAGAAUGCUGUAGUGGGGGGGUUCGUGUCCCACUACCUCCUGGAGAAGUCACGGAUCUGCAGGCAGAGCUCGGAGGAGAGAAACUACCACAUCUUCUACCGGCUGUGUGCAGGGGCCCCGGAGGACAUCCGGCAGAAGUUCCACCUCUCCUCUCCAGACUCCUUCAGGUACCUGAGCCGGGGGUGCACACGCUACUUCGCCACCAAGGACACAGACAAGCAGAUUCUUCAGAACCGCAAGAGCGCAGAGCACCUAAAGGCAGGGCCACUGAAGGACCCACUGCUGGAUGACCAAGGGGACUUCAGCCGGAUGGUGGUGGCUAUGAAGAAGAUUGGCCUGGACGAUGGUGAGAAGCUGGACCUCUUCCGGGUGGUGGCUGGCGUACUCCACUUGGGCAACAUUGAUUUUGAGGAGGCAGGCAGCACGUCAGGUGGCUGCGUCAUAAAAAACAAAUCGGGGCAGGCUCUGGAGCACUGCGCAGAGUUGCUAGGUUUGGACGAAGAGGAUCUGAGAAUCAGCCUUACCUCCAGAGUCAUGCUCACAACAGCAGGGGGCGCUAAAGGCACGGUUAUCAAGGUUCCACUGAAGGUGGAGCAGGCGAACAACGCCCGCGAUGCCCUGGCGAAGGCGGUGUACAGCAGACUCUUUGACCACGUGGUCACCAGGGUGAACCAGUGCUUUCCCUUCGACUCCUCGGCCAACUUUAUCGGCGUGCUGGACAUCGCCGGGUUUGAGUAUUUUGAGCACAACAGUUUUGAGCAGUUCUGCAUCAACUACUGUAAUGAGAAGCUCCAGCAGUUCUUCAAUGAGCGCAUUCUGAAAGAGGAGCAGGAACUGUAUCAGAAAGAGGGCCUUGGUGUGAACGAGGUGAAAUAUGUCGACAAUCAGGACUGCAUAGACCUGGUGGAGUUGAAGCUAGUGGGUAUCUUGGACAUUCUGGAUGAAGAGAAUCGUCUACCUCAGCCAAGUGACCAGCACUUUACUGAAACCGUCCACAACAAGCACAAAAAUCACUUCCGUUUGACUGUCCCUAGGAAGUCCAAGCUGACGGUGCACAGGAACGUGAGGGAUGACGAAGGAUUUAUCAUCCGACAUUUUGCAGGAGCUGUUUGCUACGAGACGAAUCAGUUUGUGGAGAAGAAUAACGAUGCCCUCCACAUGUCUCUGGAGAGUCUGGUGAGCGAGUCAAAAGAUAGGUUCAUACGAGAACUUUUCGAGAACUCCAUCAACUCUAAAGACGCCAAGCAGAAAGCCGGCAAGCUCAGCUUCAUCAGUGUGGGCAACAAAUUCAAGACCCAGCUGAACAUCCUACUGGACAAGCUCCGCAACACGGGCUCCAGUUUUAUCCGCUGUGUGAAGCCGAAUUUGAAGAUGGUGAGCCACCAGUUUGAGGGCACGCAGAUCCUCUCCCAACUCCAGUGCUCAGGGAUGGUGUCAGUCCUGGACCUGAUGCAGGGUGGCUUCCCAUCCCGCGCACCCUUCCACGAGCUCUACAACAUGUACAAGCAGUAUAUGCCACCCAAGCUGACGCGUCUGGACCCGCGGCUCUUUUGCAAGGCAUUGUUCAAAGCUUUGGGACUGAAUGAGAAUGACUACAAGUUUGGCCUCACUCGAGUCUUCUUCAGACCAGGGAAGUUUGCGGAGUUUGACCAGAUCAUGAAGUCUGAUCCAGAUCACCUGGCUGAGCUGGUGAAGCGCGUCAACAAGUGGCUGAUAUGCAGCCGCUGGAAGAAGGUCCAGUGGUGCGCACUGUCCGUCAUAAAGUUGAAAUACAAGAUCCUGUACAGGGCUAGUGCCUGUAUCCAGAUGCAGAAGACUGUGCGCAUGUGGCUGUGUAAGCGAAAGCACAAACCACGCAUCGACAGUCUGGUGAAGGUACGGAACCUGAAGAAGAGGAUGGACACGUUUAACAAGGUGGCGUCUGGCCUCAAGGAAGGCAAGCAGGAAAUGAGCAAACAGAUCCAGGAUCUGGACACCUCCAUCGAUGCCCUCACGCUCCGGAUCAAGGCUACGGUCAUGAGCCGGGUGGAGAUGGACGUGGAGCACCAGGCAUUAGUGAGGCGCUCCGAGCAGCUUCUUUCCACCAUGCAGAGGCAGAGACAGGAGGAAGAGGAGCGUGAGAGACUGCGCCGCAUCCAGGAGGAGAUGGAGCAUGAGAAGAAGAGGAGGGAGGAGGAAGAGAGGCGGCGCAAGCAGGAAGAGGAGGAGAGACGCCUGAAAGCGGAGAUGGAGCUGAAGAGGAAGCAGGAGGAAGAGUCAAGGAAGAGGCAAGAGGAAGAGGAAUGGCGAUUGCAGGAGGAGAUGGAACAGCAGCUUGAGGUGGAGCGAGAGGAGGAGGCAGCCCGGCAGGCGGUGCUGGAGCAAGAGAGGCGGGACCGAGAGCUGGCUCUGCGAAUAGCUCAGAGUGAGGCGGAGCUUAUUCCAGAGGAGACACAGUUGGAAGCUGCACUCCGAAGUAAUGGCAGUGCUCCAUCAUCCCCCGAGAGUGUGAAUUUUCCUUCACCACAAAAACUGAAGAGCCUUACCAUGGAAGAGAUGGCUCAGGAAAUGUCCGAUCUGCUGGCUAGGGGCCCACAGGUGCAAGCUACGAAGGCCGCAGCUGGCGUCAAGAAGUACGAGCUCAGCAAGUGGAAGUACGCCGAGCUCCGUGAUGCCAUCAACACGUCUUGUGACAUUGAGUUGCUGGCAGCCUGCCGCGAAGAAUUCCACCGCAGGCUGAAGGUCUACCAUGCUUGGAAGUCCAAGAACAAAAAGCGCAACACAGAAGCCAACCAGAGGGCUCCCAAAUCGAUCACGGACUAUGAUCGUGCCCUGCAUGCAAGAGAAGUCUCCCAGCGCCACGCAUUGCCACCUGUCCCACCCCGCCAGCACGAGAUUGUGAAGAACCGGCAGCAGCGCUACUUCCGAAUCCCCUUCGUACGGCCCAGUGAUCAGUACAAGGACCCCGAGAACAAGAAGAAGGGGUGGUGGUAUGCCCACUUCGACGGGCCCUGGAUUGCCCGGCAGAUGGAGCUGCAUCCAGAGAAGCACCCCAUUCUACUUGUGGCAGGUAAGGACGAUAUGGAGAUGUGUGAGCUGAGUCUGGAGGAGACGGGCCUGACCCGCAAGCGUGGUGCUGAGAUCCUGCCGCGGCAGUUCGAGGAGAUCUGGGAGCGGUGUGGGGGUAUUCAGUACCUUAGACACGCCAUUGAAACCAGGCAGGCACGACCCACCUAUGCUACCGCCAUGCUCCAGAGCCUGCUCAAGUAGACGUACACAUACUUUGUGCAUACUCAUACACGCUCACACACUUAUACAUGCACGCAUACAGUGAAUACUUAUGCCCCUGCCAUGCUAGAGUCUGCUUAGGUAGAUGUAUGCAUGUGUACACAUAUACACACACACACACACACACACCCACACCCACACACUUACUUGCUAGAGUGUGCUCCAGUAGCUUCAUCUCCAUGGACAUACUCUUAUAAUCCAGGCAUCUUUCUAGAUCAAAGGGAAGAAGGCACUUCCAAGUGUAGUUCAUUGUAGGACUACUCUCAACUCUCAUCUCAUCACUGAGCCAGUGUAUGCUGGCUGGUGUCCUUUGCAUUGCUGCCAUUGGUUGUUUCAUUUCCCUUUACAUUUUUUUUCCUGUAAGAUUUUCAAGUUGAUUUUCGAAGAAUCACUACAUUUGACAUCAUAUUUUUCUUGCAUGUUUCUUUAUUACAUGUAUAAGUAAGAAGCCUUAAUAACUGACAGGGUGAUUCUCUUUAAGCGCUUUCUUGAUACUUUUUUUUUUUUUGUAUAUUAUGAGAUAUUGAUAAUUAAUAUCUUCUGAAAGAAACAUCACAUUUUUGUGUCAUCACAACAUCCUACAAGAAAUAUUUCUUUCUAUUGUAACUACAUCUGCUUAUGUGAGAUGUGUUGCCAUUUCAUUUUGAUAAGGUACUGCUAGUGCAGUGUAACACAACUGGAAAAAAUCUUUGAUAAAGAUCCACUGUUUCAAUGUUUUCAAUCCAUAGACACUACAAUUACAAUAAUGUUAAAUAAUGAUGACUUAUUUGUGUAUUUGUUGAUUAUUGGCAUGGUAAUAGUGUCAUUUUGUUGCUGAAUGUUACUUUUGCACUGAGAAGCAAAGGUUGAAGAGAAAAAUACUCAUUUUUAGUUCAGGUUUAAAUUCUAAAGAUGGACUAUUUUUCUGAGCAAUUUUUCUAAAGUUCCUUAACCAUCAUAACUGCUCCUAAUGCUCUUCCAACUACUGAAUGUUUGCAACAUUUGAAAUUGUUUUUUUCCUUUUCCACAAAGUUGUCAAAAGCAUAAAAUUGAGAUGGGUUCCUCGAGAUUACAUUGCAUUGGUCAAUUUUUUUGUACGAUUUCCAAUGAAAUAUGUCCCUUUUAAUGAUUUUUCCUUCUGUUUACCUAAACAUAAUCUACACAAAAACAAAUCCCAGAGAGAUUUUUCUUUAUUUUGGGCACAGGGACCCAUAUAACAUGUUAGAUUAGCCUCUUUGUCAUCAGUAAAUCAAGUAUGAGUUCUGGCUAAAACAUAAUAUGCAAUACUUAUAAGUGGCAAAUUGUGGUUUGGUCGCUGUUGGUCCAAAUAUGUAUGCUACUAAAUGAUGAAAAUGGUGAAGCUAAAAAAAACUGCAAUAUCGUACAAAGUUAAAGAACAUCAUUAUCUGCCAUGCGCAAGACCUCAGAAACAGAAUAAACUUCAGAAUUCUUAAUGUCCUUCUCUGUUGCAAUUCUCCCUUGUAUCUCACACAUGCGCAGUACAGGACAUUUUAAAUAUGUAAGUAAUCAUUCAAUAAUGAUUCUACCGAGGUGUACAGGUUUAUUUUCAUUAUCGAAGAGUAUGCAUUUUGUGUUCAUGUAUACCCCAAAAGCUAGAUAAUUAGCUAUUUAAAGAACUGAACAGCGAUGGUUCUGACCUGUGCUUCUCAGGCCUUCUUCGCAGGAUCCAGCAGCACUGUGUACUUUAAUGUCCCCAUGAUCCAACAUACCUGCUUCAAAUGCUUCAACUCAUUAGCAGUGUGCUUGGUGAGCUUGACUGGGCUAAAAUGUGUAGUGAGGCAGGCCUUCAGGAGCAUGACUGAGAAACACUGGUUUAAACAAAUGCCCUUUCAAGCCUGAUACUGUCGGAGACUAAUUGGACCUGCUGGUUAUAUGCGAUACCAUUUCCUCAUGUACCAGUGGAGCAGGGCUAACAUGCAACAAACGUUUCAAAAUAAGAGCAUCUAGUAAGCAUGCAUAAAACAUGAAGAUAAUGUUGCACGUAUAACAGCAAGGGGCACCACCUCAUAUCGGUUAUCUUACCUCCUCUAUGAUUGGGACUGGGGCAUUUAUGAAAGCUGCAAGAAUUCUGCUGCAGGCCCAUCCAGGUGUAACCUGUAUUGUACUGUAGCUCAGCUCUGCCUUGUGACUUGCGUUACAUUUGAUCCUAUGACCAUGACUUUUCCAUAGUGUUUUUUUAAUGGCAAUCUCUAACUGAUUUAAAUAAAUGAAUUUCCUGUUUGACUAAAAUUCUCUUUAUCUUAUUCAGAUUUGCCUGUAUGUGGGUAGGGGAGGGGGAGUAUAAAUAGGACCUGAUAAAUGGUUCUGCUGAUUGUAAAAAAUAAAAUAAAAUAAAAAAUUCUUACAUUCAUGCCA
Messenger RNA from Electrophorus electricus (electric eel), 6402 nucleotides. RefSeq names its product myosin VIa (gene myo6a). The record is from RefSeq and is a predicted model, not a curated record. Lineage: Eukaryota; Metazoa; Chordata; Actinopteri; Gymnotiformes; Gymnotidae. Gene Ontology annotation, cellular component: myosin complex; cytoplasm; ruffle. Gene Ontology annotation, molecular function: microfilament motor activity; ATP binding; actin filament binding. Gene Ontology annotation, biological process: actin filament organization; inner ear auditory receptor cell differentiation; actin filament-based movement.